AUGCUGUCCACCCUACACUGUUUGGGUGUGUGUGCGGUCUUAUUCUUACUGGCCCCGCCCACCACAUCGUUCUCCGGUGGUGCAAGCCACGCCUCUUGUCAGGAAAUGAUUCCCAGCCACAUCCGUGCUCACUCUCAGGACUCGCAGCACAGACAGGUCACCAUACGCACGUCUGCCUCUUCCUACCUCCCUGGACAGUUUAUAACAGUAAUGGUGCGGAGCUCUCGGGACUUCAUGGGUUUCCUGCUCCAGGCACGCCGUGCAGAGGGUACCUUCAGCAAAUUUGGAGGAAGCUAUGGGGUCACGCCAUGGCCCAAAACCGGAGCUGGAAGUGGUGUCAGGAAGUCCAGGAGACGGGGCCCGUUGCUGGUGGGCGGCUCCUGGAUCCUCACACCUCCUGGCACCCACACUCUGUGCUGCCUCUCGGAGGGUGACACUGUCACACACUCGGACAAACAGCUGAAGAGAAACCUCUCGUUUGUAUGGAGGGCUCCUGAUUCACCAGUGGGAGACAUACGGUUCUACAUCACGGUGGUACAGUCCUACUUUGUUUACUGGGCAGGUAUUGAGUCUGGACUGGUGCGUGACGCGGGUCGUAGGCUUUGGAAUGGGAGUAACACAACUAGAGUGAAUGGAGUGAGUGCAAUUUCCGCACUACUGCAAGACAAAGUUACAGCCCUGCCAACUCUCAGAGCAUUUAAAGCAUCAAAGAAAGAAACAAAUGCGACAAAUAGACCAGAUACUACUCUACAACUUAUUACGAGAAAACAGAAACAAACUCCAUCCUCAGAGUCUCUCUUUAACCCACUGCUCUUUACACUGAGGACUGACCAAACUCCCAUACUGGAAAAGAGUCACGUGGACCUUAAGUCUGACGCAAAGAUCAGAACUACGCACCCAGUCUUUGCUCUGCCCUCAGCCACUCCUUCCCUUUCCGCUUCAUCUUUCUCCUUCUCCAAUACUUUGCCCCCUACAGUUAACGAUAGGUCUACCAAUUCUCCUCAUUCUUCUGGAGGUUUACCCCUUGUAACUAUGCGUCCAUCCAUUAGGUCUACAUUUGUCAUCCCUUCUUCCUUCACGAGAAACCAACUGACAACGUCAUCAGCUCGUUUUGCUCUCCCCUCCCCUUCUCCAAUCUCCAACCCCCCUUAUUUGUCAUCUUCUCAACCUACCCCCACUUCCCCACAGCCAUCCUCCUUUGCCUCGUCUACUAUACCCUAUUUAUAUACUUCUAACCAUCCAUCAUCAGAUCUCUUGUUUACUCCAGCUCCCUUGCCUACCUUUACCUCUUCCCAGUGCAUCACAAAUUCAACAAAUUCUUCCAUUUCUUUUGUUUCUUCCACCACUUCAUCAAGCUCGACCUCAGCAACUUCUUCCUCCUAUCAAGGUACCUCUUCUUUUUAUAUCCCAUCUGUAACCUCCCCGCCUGCUGCCCAGGAUACCUCCCUUCAUUCAGGACCCUCUCCAGCUCCCCGUCGCUCUCUGUACAACCUCUCCAUGCCCUCGCCUUCCCAGAAACAUACUGAAGGUCACACUGCAUCAUCUGAUCCUGAUCCAAGUAUACACCCACCAACACCAAGAACAGACAUUCAUCCAAACCCCAAACCCCACCCUAACAUCGAGGAAAAUCUUGGCCACGAGUUGAAACCAAAGCUUCCAAAUAGUGAUGCUAAACAUCCCUCCAGUCCUCCUGCAACUCCAGACAAGGAAGGGAAAUAUCCAGACGUACGCAGACACAGUGCCUGGGAGCUGGGCAUGCUGCUGGGCAGCUCAGCUGGUUUGGGUAUGGUACUGGUGGUUGGAAUAAGGUACUUGUACCGCCAGGCUUGUGGAAAACGGACAGCGGUGACCCUGAACGAUCGGGAGAGAGAGUAUGGGAGAGGAGAGAUAGGACUGAUCCACGUCCAGGAGUGUGGAGAUUUGGUUAGAGUCCGAAAAAUCAGAGAGAACAGCUUAGUACUUCUGGCAGAGUAUGAUGUACUGUCACCACCUGGAGAGAGAAAUGCCAGCUGCCAACAAAGAUGCUAG
Messenger RNA from Neolamprologus brichardi, 2028 nucleotides. Lineage: Eukaryota; Metazoa; Chordata; Actinopteri; Cichliformes; Cichlidae. The record is from RefSeq and is a predicted model, not a curated record.